UUUCUUGUUCAGAUUACUUAUAUUUUUUUAUCAUUCCAACUCACGGACAAGUUGACUAUUGAAAAGAUCUUUCAAAAUAAAUAAAAAUAUCACAUACAAAUUGACUAUUAAAAAGGGAAAUUAAUUAACAUCCCUUAAUUAUUAUUAUUUUGUGGAAGAAAACAUCCUACCUCUUCUGAUGAAUAGACUUGAAAUAUAAUUUUAAUUAUGUCUUUCUCCCCCUAUGUAUGCUUAUAUAAAGAGUCUUCUCUCUUUUCUUCAACGUUGCCAUUUUCAGUUUUCUAGUAUUUGCUUUUCAAUAAUGGCCGGGGUAAUUUUCAAGGCAUUGUUGUGGGUUAUUGCGGCAAUGGCGCUUAUAAUGGCCGAGGAGGCUCGUGCACAGCUAGUGCCUUGCUAUUUCGUUUUCGGAGACUCAGUCUUCGACAACGGUAACAACAAUGACUUGAAUACCACCGUCAAAGUUAAUUAUUCACCUUAUGGUAUUGAUUUUGCUAGAGGUCCUACCGGCCGGUUUAGCAAUGGCCGUAAUAUUCCCGACUUUAUCGCUGAACUAAUGGGAUUCAGUGAUUACAUUCCACCUUUUGCUGGAGCAUCUCCUCAACAAGCUCACACUGGUAUAAACUACGCUUCUGGUGCUGCCGGAAUUCUCGAAGAGACUAGCUACCAUUUGGGCGAUAAAAUCAGUUUUGAAAAGCAAAUAAAGAAUCAUCGGACGAUUAUAAUGACGGCGAAUGUGCCAUCCGAGAAGCUGGAGAAAUGCCUAUACACAAUUAAUAUUGGAAGCAAUGAUUAUCUCAACAAUUAUUUCAUGCAAGGUGAUAAGUACAAUACUAGUCGCACGUUCACUUACGAUCAAUAUGCUGAAUUCCUCAUUGGACGUUAUCGCUCUUAUUUAAAGUUAUUAUAUGUCCAAGGAGCAAGGAAGGUGGGGUUGUUUGGGGUCAGUAAGCUCGGAUGCACGCCGCGGAUGAUCGCCUCCCAUGGUGGUGGUCUAGGCUGCGCUGCUGAAGUGAACAAAGCUGUUGAACCAUUCAACAAGAACCUCAAAGAUCUGGUCAGUGAGUUUAACACAAACUUCAACGAUGCUAAGAUCACUUACGUUGAUAUCUUCACCAGUCAAACUCCUCUUGCGUAUGCUGCCUUAGGGUUUACAGAAACACAGAAGAGUUGUUGUACGGUCGAAUCAGGGGAAGAACUAUGUGCGGCAAAUAAACCGGUUUGUGAGUUUCGAAGAAGGUACGUGUACUGGGACAAAGUCCACAGCACUGAGGCGGCCAACAUGUUUGUGGCAAAUUCUGCGUUUGCUGGAGUCACUGCUUUUCCUUAUAGCCUUGCCUUACUUGCAGUAUUAUAGGGACAAUAUACUCGAAAACAUCAUUCGCACAUAUAUAUAUUUGGGAGAUAUUGGUAAAAUAAGCCAUAGUGAGAAUACUUUUGUCUCUUUAUACAUUUGUAUUAAUUUAUCAGUUUUGGACAUAAUUGCUCUCAUGAUAACAAAAAUAAUUAUUAAAAAUUAUAUAUAUAUCAAAAAUAUGAAAAAGCAAUACCAUUAUAAGAAUAUUUUACAUAUUUUAAUGUACAAUAACUGAAAUCCAAAAAUAAUUUUGAUAUAUUGAUCUAAAUUUGUUAGGAUGUAUAUUAUAACUUUUUUACAAAGAUAAAAUAGACGUUCUAACUUAUUUUAUACGUUUAUAAUUAUAGUUCAUAUUGUAAAGUAUUCUCUAUAAUCUAUCCAAAUAUAGAAUAUGUCUAUCUCAGAUCUAACUAAAGGGUUUUGUUAUUUAUAAAAUAUAAUAUAUAUUGUAGGAUUUUUACUUUAUUAUGGAAAUACCUAGAAAUUGUUAACUUGUGUUCAAUCUUUUACUCUGUUAUGUAUUGUAGAUGAAACAGUGAGUUCAUACUUGUAUGCUAUGUUUUAAACAUGGUGGAACUUAAAUUCUAACAUUUUCUCUAUUUUUUAUCUUUUUAUAAUAUGUAUUCUAACCUUUUGUUUAUGUUCUUUUUUACAAUGUGCAUUUUAUAUUUUUGUAUAUUCUAUGUUUUUAAAUUAGAGAAAAUCUAGGAAACAAUCCUAACUGAUUUUAUUCAAACUUAUCUUGUUCAUGAUGAUAGUUGUAUUGAAUCAUGCUGAAUUCAAUUUUUUUAUUCAACGAUCUUCUUCCUUUCUUCUUCUACCAUAUCUCUUUUGAGAAAGAAAACUCGGAUGAAGACGAAGAAGAAGGAGCUGUGAUACCCGGCAUAGACAUCACUGGAGAGGGCGUCAGUGAAAACACCGGAGUGAUUGCCGAAGAAUCACCUUGGUCUACUUUCUUUGUGAGGAGAUAGAUUGUGAAGAGGCGGAAUAAAAAAAGGAAAACUCUGAAUAUAGGCCGUAAUGUGAAUAUUUUUGUCCCUUUAUACCUUUGCAUUAAUUUGUCAGUUUUGGACAUAAUUUCCCUCAUCAUAAUGAAAAUAAUUAUUAGAAAUUAUAUAAAGUUCAGAAAAAUAUGAAAAAAUCAGUACAAUCAUGAGAAUAUUUAUAUGUUUUGAUAUAAAAAAAUUGAAUUCCAAAAAAAAUUGGAUGUGUUGAUCUAGAUUUGUUAGAAUAUGUAUUAUAACCUUUUUUACAAGGAUAAAAUAGACGUUCGUUCUAACUUGUAUUCAAAACUUUAUAA
Brassica napus (rape) is the source of this 2654-nucleotide messenger RNA. RefSeq names its product GDSL esterase/lipase At2g19050-like. NCBI's taxonomy places the organism in Eukaryota, Viridiplantae, Streptophyta, Magnoliopsida, Brassicales, Brassicaceae. Gene Ontology annotation, molecular function: hydrolase activity, acting on ester bonds. The record is from RefSeq and is a predicted model, not a curated record. The transcript is spliced from 5 exons. The coding region runs from base 224 to 1354 and encodes 376 amino acids.